AUGCUCGGUAUCCCCAACCUGCCCAACAAGCUUCCCUCCCGCAAUUGGAUGAUCUUCUGGACCGUCUCGGCCUCUAUCACAGCUGCAAUUAUCUACGACCGCCGCGAGAAGAGGCGAAACAUCGCGAAAUGGAGACACGCUGUCGAGCAUCUGGCUGCCGAGCCCAUCACCGAUAAACUCGGCCUUGAACAGCCGCGCAAGCUGACCAUCUACCUCUCCGCCCCACCCGGCGACGGUCUGCGCGUCGCUCAGGAUCACUACACAGAAUACGUCAAGCCUGUCCUUGCCGCCAGUGGCUUGGACUGGGAGUUUGUGCAGGGCCGUCGGGAAGGCGACGUACGCGCCGUAGUCGCAGACAGAGUGCGCAAGGUGCGCCGUGGGUGGGAGAAAAAGGAAGAGCAAGACCCCGACCGCGAGCCUACGAAGGACGAGUUGAUAGAGAUGUACCGCCAGCAGCGCGGCAUCAAGGACUACGAGGGUGUUCGGGGCGAUGUUGUCAUUGGCCGUCACACGUGGAAGGAGUACCUCCGGGGUCUGCACGAGGGUUGGUUGGGCCCGCUGGUCGCGCCCGCCGAGCCUGCGCCGCUCCCUCCUACACCCGCACCCGCUGCGGCUGAGGGUAGCCCAUCUACAGAAGAGAAGCCCGCCGAGGAGAAGAAGGAGGAGGAAGCCCCGAAGCCCAAGCGCCCACCCCAACCCAAGCCAUACAACACCACCUCCGAUUACCCGUCCGAGACCCUUCACCCCCUGACGCCACAGGAGCUCACACCGGCGGUCCCCAUCCGUGAGCCUCAUAUCCUCGGCUUCCUCAACACCCCCACACGCAUGGUCCGCUUCUUCAACCGCCGCUCGCUUGCCGACGACAUCGGCCGCGAGGUCGCCGCUGUGUGCCUGUCCACCUACCGCGACUUCCAGCAACAAACCAACCCGGACGCGCCCUCGGCCGAUUCGGUGCAGUAUGAGCAGGCGAAAGAGCUCGAGUGGGAGGAGAAGGACUGGCCCAAGAAGGUAUGGAAGGAGGAUGAGGCUGAUGCGGAUAAGGAAGUGACGGAGAAGAUCCACACGAAGCCGGUGGUGAUGGACCCAAGAAUUGCGCACCGCAUGAGGAGGUUCGCCUUGACGCCCGAGGUCGAGGAUCGCGUGAGCAAGAUUAAGGUGCCUGAGGAGGAGGUGGAGGGCUGGAUUAAGGGAUCACUCAGGCAGGCCUACCGUUGGGGCUACGACAAGGCCUUCAACAAGAAGAAGCUUGUCCCUUUGGAGGAUAAGGAUGUUGAGUAA
Messenger RNA from Neurospora tetraspora, 1278 nucleotides. Its product is annotated as mitochondrial import inner membrane translocase subunit Tim54. NCBI's taxonomy places the organism in Eukaryota, Fungi, Ascomycota, Sordariomycetes, Sordariales, Sordariaceae. The record is from RefSeq and is a predicted model, not a curated record. Gene Ontology annotation, cellular component: membrane; intracellular membrane-bounded organelle; cytoplasm. Bases 1 to 1278 code for a protein of 425 amino acids. Gene Ontology annotation, biological process: phosphorylation; sphingosine biosynthetic process. The transcript has a single exon.